This is a messenger RNA of Brenthis ino (lesser marbled fritillary), 1317 nucleotides long. Lineage: Eukaryota; Metazoa; Arthropoda; Insecta; Lepidoptera; Nymphalidae. The record is from the annotation of a GenBank genome assembly.
AUGUUACUUAUAAUACCUCAAGUGUGGACUCCUAUAGAGACGCUAUUACAUAUAAUAAUUACCAAAUACCUGAAUCUAUCAUAUUGCAUUACAAUUAUAUCUGAAGAUAAUUUAUUUAUUAAAUCGCCUAACAGUUUUGUCCAUAUACUUGCAAAAGAUAAUGAAACUCUCACAAAUCUCAUGCUCAAUGCUUCAGAAAUGGGCUGCUCAGAUUACAUCGUACAAUUAAACGAGCCAGAAACAUUUAUGAAAUCAUUUGAGGAUGUUGUCCAUUUGGGAAAUGUGAGGAAUGGUGAUAGGAAAAUAAUUAUGUUGCCAACUUUGCGAGAUAUCAGCGAUAAAAAUUCGCAGUUGUUGCUAAAUGUGUUGUCUAUGAAGGAAACAAGUUUCAUUGCUAAUAUCUUGUUACUUUUGCCAUCGGACGCAGUAAAUGAAUCUCAUAUUUACCACUUGGUCACCCACAAGUUUGUUGGCGCACACGAAAAUAAUAAGCCGAUAAUAUUAGAUAGUUGGAACUCCUUCACUGAGAAGUUUGAAAAGAACGCAUCUUUAUUUCCACACAACAUGACUAAUUUAGAGGGAAAAACGGUAAAAGUUACGGGGUUUACUUAUAAACCGUACAUUUUGUUGGAACUUGAUCCUAAUGUUGUACCUAAUGGUCGGGACGGUUUAGAUAUUAGGAUCGUCGAGGAGUUUUGCAGAUGGAUUAAUUGUACAAUAGAAAUGGUUGGAGAUGACGGCAAGCAGUGGGGAGAAAUAUACGACAAUAAGACCGGCAUUGGGAUUUUAGGAAAUGUAUUCCAGGAUCGAGCCGAUCUUGGUAUAACUGCUCUAUAUUCUUGGUAUGAAGAAUUUCUUGUAAUGGAUUUUACAACUCCAUAUGUCAGAACUGGCAUCACAUGCAUAGCGCCAUCGCCAAAGUUAUUAGCUAGUUGGCAAAUGCCACUAUUGCCUUUUGGUUUAAACAUGUGGAUUAUUUUGCUUUUCACAUUCAUUUAUGCCUCUUUGGCUUUGAUGGUAGCAAAAGGGUUUUCCACGAAGGAUAGUUUUUUGGUAACUUUUGGUAUCAUGAUAUCACAGUCACGUCCAGAAUCAGGAUUUACUUCCUGGCGCAUACGCAGCGUCGUCGGAUGGAUGAUGCUGACUGGUUUAGUCCUGGACAAUGCCUAUGGAGGAGGUCUGGCUUCUACCUUUACAGUACCCAGAUAUGAACCAACAAUUGACACAAUUAAAGAUAUCGUCGACCGCAACUUUAUAUGGGGAGCUACGAGUGAUGCCUGGACGUUUUCCCUACUACCUUCUGAGGAGGUUACAUUU